UGGCUUCGGAUCGAUUCAAUACAGGUUUCCACCCCACACCCCAAGUGGGUAAGGGCGUUGUGUGUAGUAGCGAGAGUGUGUUAUGGAGGAUCUGAUUUUCAUGGAAAAUGAAAUAUAGUAUGCAAAUUGGUGAAAUAAAUAAAUAAAUAAAGUGACAAAUAUAUUUAUGCAUAAUGCGUGCCAUCAAGUUGCGAAGUUAUUCUUAAGAACUGUAUGCAAGCAAAAAUGGAAACGGAAAUAAAAGCGAAAAUUGUUGCUUCUGACAAACAAUGUUUUAGUGAAAAUGCCAUUCACGAGCAGAUACUGCACAUUAAGGACAAGGAAAAUGGUGUCGUGCUGUGUGCUCCUUCUGCUGAAAGUGACUUGUGCCAAGAAAACAGAAAUAAUGCAAAACAUGUGACUAAUUUUCACCAGAGUAAUGUUGAAAGAUGUGACAGUAAUAAUAAAAAUGUUGGCAGUGAAGAGACAUGCAAGAUUGAAAUGUCGCCACCAUCAGAAAUUUGCAGCAUUCCUAUCCCACUUUCAGAAACAGUUAAAUUACAUCCUUCUGACAAGACAAGUACAACAACUGAAAGUCUUAGUCAGAGUGAACAAAGUUUAGAUUUUGAUGCUGUGCGGGAUACUACAGGGGCUCAUAAACUGAAAUCUAGAAAGCAUGUCAAUAUCUGCACAGAGAGUGAGGACCAAGAGGAAGAUGGGAUCAAUAAUUUUGAGACUAUGGCCCUUCGAGGUUCUGAGACAUCAGAAUCUGUAGCGGAUCAUUCAGCAGUGAGCAACAGCACUGAUGGAUGCCUUACAGUUACUGGAACCAUUAAACGUGGCAAGAAGGCAGGUCAGUGUGUGGAUAUUAGACUGAAUAUGUCUCGUGAAGAGCUUGAGCAUCUUGAAGCAAAUAUAACUGCAAAAAAAUCCAGUUCCAGUUCAGCUUCAACUUGGUUAUCAUGUGGUAUUAAGAGUGGUCCCCAUAUAAUGCUAAUAACUGUCCUUAUUUUACCUCUUGUAAGUCUUGUGUCGGGUGCGUAUUCAUUUUACAUUGGAACAAUUACUUGGUACAACAUUUUUACAUAUUAUACUGAAGAAAAGCCUACAUUCUGUAGGGUACUUGUCUCUCCCAUUCUCAUUUUAUUGUAUCCUUUUCUUAUAGUUAUUUUUACUCUUGGUCUUGGCAUUUAUGCAGGUUUUGUUCAGCUGUCAUGGUUUUAUGACAGCUGGUAUAAGGAAAUAACAGAUCUAGAGAAAGGGUUUUAUGGCUGGUUGUGUGCUGUACUGAGGCACGAGGAAUGCUCUCCAUAUGAAGUUGUAAUCUUAACAGACAUCCAGGGAACAGGCAGAGUGGAACCUAUUGAAAGAUCAUCAUCUGGAGAUCUAUCAGGUUAAGGACAGACUUUAUAAUCUUCAAUAUGUUUGACUGUAUAUAAAAAUUUAUCUGGUUUAAAUUACAUCAUGUGAGCUGGAUAUGAAAAAGCAUGCAUGUGAUAAAUGACUACCUUGUACAAAAUGUGUAUGUAAUACUUCAAAAUAGUUUCAGACUGGGGCAAAGGACCUUUUAAAGUAACCAGAAAUUAUGACUGAACACUGCCAGAAACUAAUAUUUGUCGAACAUAAUUAAUUGUACAAAAUGUGAAAACAGUAGGAAAGCAAGCCUGACCCAUCUGGUAUUCAACAAUGAGCUUCAUGUAUUAAUGUAAAAGUAAGAGUCUGUAUAUGGAUCUUUCAUGUUUAUAUGAUUGCAAGAGAAGUUUUAUGUAGUUUUCUAAAUCCUCAGUUAGAAAAUUACAUAUUAAGGCUGCUGUGCCCCAACUCCAAAAGUCUGCUGCAUCCCAACUCCGAAAGUCUGCUGUGCCCCAACUCCAAAUAAUAAUAAUAUUUUAGUGAAAAUUAGGUAAUUUCUUUCACUGUGCUACACAAAACCCAUUUUGCUUUUCGCUAAAAGAAGAACAUGUCUUGUUUUUUAUGCUGUAGUCACACAAAGAAAGUAGUUAAAACAUAUUAUUACGAUACAUUUCUGUAAUAUUUCUGAAAACUUCCUCUUCGAAAACAUAUCAUGUUUUUCUUUCUUAAAUUUUCUUCGUGAUCUUUGAUCUUUAUUGUAAUUCUCAUAAGCAAAAACAUAUCACAGGAUAUUGUUUAUGGGAUAGCAUUGAUUUGUUUUGUUUUUUGUUUUUUUUUUUACUGUUCUUUUAUGAGACUGCUUAUGUCCUGUGUAAUAACUGGUGCUCAGUGACAAAUUUAUAUUCUCUUGACAUAAUACUUUCAAGGAUAUGACUCAAUAGUGUGUGUUAUGGUGAGUUCAGCAGAAUAUGAAAUUGUUUGUAAAUAGAAUAUUAAAUUGUUUGUAAAUUGUGUGUAAUUGACACUUCAAAUAUGUCAUGGGAUUGUAAUACACAUUUUCACAUACAGAUAUGCAUAUGCCAUGAGUACUACCAGUUGUGAUGUUACGUAUGCAGUAGUUUUUAAAAAAAAGCAGGCUUGAGAGAUGAGCAUGCAUUUCAUAGAAUGUAACCAUUAAGCUUUGGAUGGAGCACCAUGGUUUAAAUAACUUUCUAGAGCUGUUACAUGAUGUGUGUUUCUUAUGCUGAAUGUGAUGCAUUUUGGAGGUGAGCUCCAGCAUUUUUACAAACUUGAUAUAAAUAAUUAAGACUUGGUACUGGGUUGAUAUUUUUACCACUAAAUAAUAAUACAAGUGAAACAUCUUCAGAACAAGAUUGCAUGAAAUGUUAAGUAAGAAUGAGACUGAAUAAUUUCAUAAUACAGUUUAUUAAAAAUACUCAUAUUUGUAACAAAAUGCUGAUUUCUAUACUUUCUCUUUUUCAUGUCUGAAUGUUUUAUAACUCAUAUAGUAGCAGAUAUGGCACCAUAUUUUAUAUAUCAGUUCUUUAUAUAAUAAGUGGAAUGAUGUUUUGUAAAUAAACAUUUUGAUAGAUGUUUUUACUGUCAAAUUGAUAAGUGUUGCCAAAAAAUUGUAAUACUUCAAAUCAAAUUUUAUACUUUAUUGAUAAGUCCAAGGCUUAGUCAUUUAUUAAAGCAUAAUUAAUAACCAUUUGGCAUUUUACUUACAUGAACUGAACUGUACUGACAACAAUAAAAUGUAUGGUAGUUACAACAGAAAUGAGUCUGUCAUUUCACAUCUGAUUUCAUUCGGUAUUACAUAGCUUUUGCCUUCUUGACUACAUCUAUAAGGUGGUGACAAGAAAGAAAAUCUCUUCUGAUCUUUGGGUACUUGUCAUCUUGACCUUUAAUGUAUAUACCAAAAUAACUUGCAGCAGUUCAGUUUAAAACUGAUGAAAAAAAUCAAACUUUCCACUAAUAUAAAUGUAAAACAACUUUAAAAUGAAUAGUGAAGAGACUAAAAUACUACAGCAGUACAUGUGGCUGAAUGAUCACUAAAUUAGAACAAGAUGAACCAGCCAGUCUGAAAUCUCCAACCUAAAGUUUUAGCCUGGAUUCCAGACAAUAUAACUUUGUGAAAUCCUAAAAGAAGCUGUUGUAUCUUCUUUGGAUUACAUAAUAGUUUAGUUGGUGAGAACUGGCACAGUACAGAUUCAAGUGAGUCCUGUGUAACCUCCUUCAGCGCUAAGAUGUUCUGAUGUGAUGUAAGUUACGCAUAUGCCAGCCUGAUAUAUUUAAUGAAGCAGGUCAUUGAUAGCGUAAAUGCAAAAGAAGGGUCCAAUCAUAGAGCACUGUAAAAAACCAUUACAAAUUCCUGUUAAAGAAGAGUGUUUAUUUUUGACUGCAACAAACUGUAAGUAAUUACUGAUAAUGCAGAUCUAUGCAACUGGGCUGGUCACUGAUAGCAAUAAUGCUGAAGAAAGAUAUAAGGACAGAGCCUUGGGGAAAACCACUACUCAUUUCUAUUACAGAAGAGUGUUUCUUUUUAACUGAGAUAAACUAAGUAAUUACUGCUAAUGCAGAACUACAUUACAUAAUAAAAUGCCAGCCAUUCAAUUAGGAUGUCAAAGGGAACGUAUUAACAUGCCUUCUAUAGUUCACAUAACAUACACUGAAGAGCCAAAGAAACGGCUACACCUGCCUAAUAUCAUGUAGGGCUCCUGCGAGCGUGCAGAAGUGCUGCAACACAACAUGGUGUGGACUCGACUAAUCUCUGAAGUAGUGAUGGAAGGAACUGACACCAUGAAUCAUGCAGAGCUGUCCAUAAAUCUGUGAGAGUAUGAACAGCACGUUGCAAGGCAUCCCAGAUAUGCUCAAUAAUACUCAUGUCUGGGGAUUUUUGUGGCCAGCAUAAGUGUUUAAACUCUGAAGAGUGUUCCUGGAGCCAGUCUGUACCAAUUCUGGAUGUGUGGAGUGUCACACUGUCCUUCUGGAAUUGCCCAAGUCCGCCGGAAUGUACAAUGGACAUGCAUGAAUGCAGGUGAUGCUUAUGUAUGUGUCACCUGUCAGAGUCGUAUCUAGACGUAUCAGGGGUCCCAUAUCACUUCAACUGCACAUGCCCCACACCAUUACAGAGCAUCUGUCAGUUUGAACAGUCUGCUUCUAACAUGCAGGGUCCAUGGGUUCAUGAGGUUGUCUCCAUACCCGUAAACGUUCAUCCGGUCGAUACAAUUUGAAAUGAGACUCGCCGAACCACGCAACGUGAUUCCAGUCAUCAACAGUCCAAGGUCAGUGUUGAUGGGCCCAGGCAAGGUGUAAAGCAUUGUGUUGUGCAGUCGUGAGGGUACACAAGUGGGCCUUUGGCUCCAAAGCCCACAUCGAUUAAGUUUCAUUGAAUGGUUCCCAUGCAGACCCUUGUUAAUGGGUUGGGCUGUUUGAGGGAAGAGACCAAACUACGAGGUCAUUGGUCUCACCUUGUUAAUGGCCCACUUCCAAAAUCUGCACCAGUUUGCAGAAGUAUUGCUCUUUUGUUAUGUUGAACAAUUCACUUCAGUCAUCAUUGGUCCCAUUCUUGCAGGAUCUUUUUCUGGCCGCAGCGAUGUCGCAGAUUUGAUGUUGUACCAGAUUCCUGAUAUUCUAGGUACAUUCGUAAAAUGGUGGUACAGGAAUAUCCCCACUUCAUCACUAUCUUGGAGAUGCUGUGUCCCAUCACUCGUGCACUGACUGUAACACCAUGUUCAGAUUCACUUAAAUCCUGAUAACCUGCCAUUAUAGCAGCAGUAACCAAUCAUAUACAGGCAUUGCUGACCACAGUACCAUAUUCUGCCUGUUUACAUACCUCUCUAUUUGAAUAUGCACCCCUGGUACCAGUUUCUUUGGCACUUCAGUGUGUGUGAUACCAUAUUCUUAUUUUCAAAGGCUGCUAAUGUCUGAUCAAAGUGCCUGUCUAAUUAAUUUCUUUCCUUUGGGGUGGCCUACGUUAUCUUAGCAACUCUUGAGCUAAUGAAAUGCACUAAAGGAUACAAUUUCAUGUCUAAUACAAUUCUUCUAGUGUUUCACCAGUAAAACCCUCACACUCUUAUUAUUUAAAAAAAUCAAUCACCCAUUUAUAAAACAGCUUCAAAGUCUG
This is a messenger RNA of Schistocerca gregaria, 5458 nucleotides long. RefSeq lists its product as uncharacterized. The record is from RefSeq and is a predicted model, not a curated record. The transcript has 2 exons. Lineage: Eukaryota; Metazoa; Arthropoda; Insecta; Orthoptera; Acrididae. The coding region runs from base 214 to 1377 and encodes 387 amino acids.